Molecule: messenger RNA, 5548 nt
Organism: Hermetia illucens (black soldier fly)
Lineage: Eukaryota; Metazoa; Arthropoda; Insecta; Diptera; Stratiomyidae
Product: atrial natriuretic peptide receptor 1
Exons: 12
Coding region: 1382-5413 (1343 amino acids)
Biological process (GO): protein phosphorylation; receptor guanylyl cyclase signaling pathway; cGMP biosynthetic process
Cellular component (GO): membrane
Molecular function (GO): protein kinase activity; peptide receptor activity; guanylate cyclase activity
Source: RefSeq, a predicted model, not a curated record
UUCGCCGGUACGGUGGUAGCUGGGAAAAUCUUUCCGGUAGAGCAGUUUCCCGGGCAAGUACGAAUUUUCGCGGUAGAUACGCGUGAGCCUUGUAACCAAAGCCAUUGGAAAGUGCAACCAAUUCGGAGAUAGAUGGUCAAUUUUACGGAUAUAUCUGUGAGAUUUGGUGAUGGAAGUGUCAUUUGCAGUGGGAUUCAGGUUGGAUCGCUAGAAUGCAAUACAAACGCUUGAACCAUUUCGGAUGAGUGCGACUUUGGAGGGGGAUGUAAUACCAGUAAUCAUCCUGAGCCACACUAUCUUUAAUUGAAAAGGAAUUUCAGUGCUCGGCGUGACUCAACCCCUCAAGCCAACUAAAAGCUGUUGCUACACCCAUUUCAGCCGUGAAGUAAUUCAAUAGUGCGAGGCCGUGAAACUAUUAUAUGAAAUCUAUUUUUUUUACAAUUUCCUGGAGUUAAUUAAGCUGUUGCCAACGUUAGGCCGGACAGCAAUCAAUCGGGCCUUUAUCUGUUUUCUAUAAAUCGGUAUGUUUGCUUAUUUUUAAGCAACUCUCUACCGACAUUAGUUGCUUCCAUUCAUAUCAGGCCUCCAAUAUCUCCGUCGCUAAAGUGUCAAUCGGGCCAGCUCAAAUCCAAUCUUAUCACUAGAGUGUUCCCAAUAUCAUUCAUUACUCCAUAAAAAUUAGUGUAUCUUGAAAACCAGCUCCAGAGAAUCGGUCGGUGUUAUUGAAAUCCGUCUGGAGUGAGGUUGCGAGGUUGCGUCCAUGUCCGAUUGUCUUCACCGUUCUUAAUCUUGUGCAGUGUAAUCUUUGUAGUGACGUGUUCUAGCCCCGUAAAAGCGAUAUCAUCGAUGAUAUUUUGAUUGCACCCAGUUAAUCUCGAGUGGUUGGUGGAUUGUGCCUAAAACAUUGCAGGCGGGGUAUACGCGGAUUAGGUGUUAUGUGAUGUGCUCUUGAAGAAUAUUCACUGAAAAUAAUUGAAUUUUUCUUGAAGAUAAAAUAUGACGUGUUUAAAUCAAUCCAGUUGGUGAUAUCUGAGUGCAUGAAAAGAGUGCUUCAAUCGUGACCGAAAACAAAUAACAAUUGAAAGCUCCGAUAAGCGAACCAGCUAGCUCGGAAGGUCAACAAAGACUUCGCAAACAAGGCUCUGGUUCAACAUUUCUUCAAAGGAUCUACUUCACAAGCUCUGUUGCCUCGAUUGAGCAAACAACUGUCUACAAGCUUGAACGCCUGACACAACCCCCGAGGGCAAGCAUCCAACCCGAUCCUCCUAAAUAGACUAGGAAACUGCGAGAUAUUGCGGCUGGUGACUGAUGGUGCUAUUGGGAAAAAUGCAGACAAAUAAUCUUGAGCUUUAGAAGGGAAAUACAAAAGAGUCCUUCUGUAAUGACGUCGAUAAUUCACUGUCGAAAUCGGCACAUGUCGUCAUGUACCAUCAUCCAACACUCAGUGAGGAAUGUUUUAUGGUUUCCCUCGAAUACCCGAAUGCUAUCCUGGCACUUACCACCUCUAAUGCUCUGCUUGAUCCUGUUGUUAUCGCUGGGUCCACAUGUCAUUCACGCCGGUUGCCGCGAGGAGCAUCGAGACUCCUGUGAAGCUAUUUGCCCUCCGAAUUCACUCCAUAAUUGCACAAUUCGAGCCGCAGUUAUCCUACCUGCCAGUCCAAUUUAUGAAAUGUCCUUGCAAAAAAUAUUGCCUGCCCUGGAGCUCGCCGAGCAGCAGAUCAAGAAGCAACAGAUACUCCCCAAGAACGUGAAAUUUGAAUGGAUGGCGUACGACGACAAAUGUGAUGCCAGCUAUGCUGCAGUCUCCGCAAUGGAUGCUUACGGGAAGGAUUGCGCCCAUGUGAUUUUCGGACCAGCUUGUGAUUAUGCUUUGGCCACGGUUGGUCGCAUCAUUAAGUACUUUCGCUCGGAGGGGACUCCCCUGAUUACGGUUGGCGGAUUCACUUUCGAUUUUCAGAAGCCAAAAACCACCUGCCUCGAUGAGUUCUACAUGCUCCUUCGCGUGGGAAUGCUGAGCUUCCGCGACAUCGGCAUGUUCUCCUUGGCCGUGAUGAAGAAAUUCAACUGGAAUCAUGCGCUCUACUUCUACGAACGCAACGGUUACUACAGCGUGGCGGGCCUACACACCUGCCAUCUGGCGAUGAACACUCUCGCGGAAUUCUACCGGGACGCAAACAUCACGUACUCGUCUUUCGUGACUGAUUCCGGGAAUGGAAAUCUCACCGAAGACAUGAUCCGGGAAAUUGGAGUCUCCCAUGGCGUAAUAAUUAUGUGCGCAAGCCCAAAAUCUAUACGACAGAUAAUGCUGGUAGCUGAAGAGCUCAAAAUGAUUGACAGCGGUGAAUACGUAUUUAUAAAUAUCGAACUGUUUUCAAAAAUAUCACAGACCGAAACCCAACCUUGGUACGACGAACAUGACACGGAGACAAACAAUAAACGAGCGAAAAAAGCCUACACAGCUCUGCUAACUAUUACCGGAAAGCAACCGGUCGAUAAGGAAUAUCUAGAAUUUUCCGAAGAGGUUAAAUCUAUGGCUGCUUCGAAGUACAACUACACAUUCGAAGAGGGAGAGCCGGUAUCAACCUUCGUUACCGCUUUCCACGAUGCUGUCUUACUUUAUGCUUACGCUCUCAACGAUAGUAUAACCAACGACCCUUCAGUUCUCACCAAGCCCUUCAACGGAACAGACAUAUUCCAACGGAUGCUAAAUCGACGUUUCCGCGGUAUUACCGGAAACGUAACGAUUGAUAGCAACGGCGACAGGAUAUCCGCAUACUCUUUACUCGAUAUGAAUCCAGUAACAGGACGUUUUGAAAUCGUUGCUGAUUACUUCUUCAAGAAGCUAGAAUAUGCAAAGGGGAAGUCAAUACAUUGGGCAGGAGACCGGACGGAAGCUCCUCCAGACAAACCAGUCUGCGGCUUUGAUGGCUCACUAUGCCCUGAUAACUCUCUUCCAGGCUAUGCCAUCCUGUCCUUAGUAUUAGGUUUUACAGUCAUCAUCAUGGCUAUCAUAUCAUUCCUCGGCUAUCGUCACUAUAAGUCCGAAGCCGAAAUAAAUUCCAUGACUUGGAAAAUAAACUGGAACGACGUCAUUCCUUGUGAUCCCAUGGGAAAGUAUCGAGGAAGCGUGCAUUCACUUGCAAAACGGGGAAGCCAAGUGACAUUAUGUUCAGAGGAUAUCGGCUCACUUCCUGGUGAUCGCCAAUUAUUCAUUCCCGUGGCUUUCUACAAGGGCUGUAAAGUUGCAAUCAAGAAAAUCGAAGAGAGCAAUAUCAAUUUAAACAGGACCCUCAUGCUGGAACUGAAACGGAUGAAGGACAUACAACAUGAUCACUUAGUUAAAUUCUACGGAGCUUGCUUAGAUCCUCCUAAAUGCUGCAUCCUCACUGAAUACUGCCCGAAGGGAUCGCUGCAAGAUAUUCUCGAAAACGAACAAAUUAACCUGGACUGGAUGUUCAAGCUGUCCUUGAUGCAUGAUAUUGUCCGAGGAAUGCACUUUUUGCACCAAUCCGAUCUGAAAUCGCACGGAAAUUUAAAAUCAUCAAAUUGCGUCGUCGAUUCGAGGUUCGUCCUGAAGAUAACUGACUUCGGACUACAUCAGCUGCGAAAGCCAAAUGUAGAGGACGAUGUGGAAAAUUGCAACAGUUUCGCUUAUUGGAAACGCUUACUUUGGACUGCUCCCGAAUUACUCCGAAUAGAUAAUCCACCAAUAGAGGGUACCCAGAAGGGCGACGUAUACUCAUUUGGAAUCAUCGUGAACGAAAUCAUAACCCGACAAGGACCCUUUUACUUGGGGUCUAAUGAGAAAUCUCCUCAAGAAAUUAUCGAAGCCGUUAAAAACUACCCAUCUAAGGGUAUGCCUCAACCAUUCCGGCCGCGAACAGAUGAAAUCGAAUUCAGUGAUAUACACAAUAUGAUGGUAAAAUGUUGGGCCGAGGAUCCGAGCGAUCGGCCUGAUUUCGGCUACUUGAAGACGACUAUUCGCAAAAUUAACAAGGACAACGAAACCGGCAACAUUGUUGACAAUCUCCUGCAACGGAUGGAAAUGUAUGCAAAUAAUCUAGAAGGACUCGUAGAAGAACGAACCCGCGACUAUUUGGAAGAGAAGAAAAAAUGCGAGAAACUUCUCUAUCAACUGCUACCCCAAUCGGUGGCAGCUCAAUUGAUCUCUGGCAUGCCUGUGAUAGCCGAGACCUAUGAUCAAGUAACCAUUUAUUUCAGCGAUAUCGUUGGUUUUACAGCGUUAUCGGCAGAAAGCACCCCAAUGCAGGUGGUGAGCUUCCUCAAUGAUCUCUACACAUGCUUCGACUCUAUCGUGGAAAACUACGACGUAUACAAAGUAGAAACUAUUGGAGACGCUUAUAUGGUUGUGUCAGGCCUACCCGUCCGCAAUGGGAAUCUUCACGCAAGGGAGAUUGCCAGGUUAGCCCUGGCUCUCCUUGAUGCAGUCAGCAAAUUUACCAUAAGGCAUCGCCCCAAUCAUCAGCUGAGACUCAGAAUAGGUCUGCAUUCAGGACCCUGUGUUGCAGGGGUUGUUGGACUGAAGAUGCCCCGAUACUGUCUCUUUGGCGAUACCGUAAACACUGCCUCCCGGAUGGAGUCAAACGGAGAACCCCUCAAAAUUCAUAUCAGUCAAAAUACUAAGGAGAUACUUGAUACUUUUAAAACAUUCAUUAUCAAGAAGCGAGGCUUCGUUAAAAUGAAGGGCAAAGGUGAAAUGCUCACCUACUGGCUUGAGGGCGAGCACGAGCCUCAAUCAAACAGUCACUCUAGCACGCAUUCUAGGAGUAAUUUUAAACUAGGCGACCCCAUGUCGCGUCCUAAUUCAGAUAGUAGUCUUAACGUUAAUUGUAGUAGCACUAGUAGCAAGAAUAUCGUUGUAGACCAGCAGAGACAAAAUGAUUUCCAUCAGGAAAAUCACAAGACUGAGGAGCAAUUACGCGCUGACAGCAGCACUGAAGGUGAUAAUAGUAGAUACAGUGUCAUUUAUCAUAAGCCCGACAUCGAUCAGGACGAUGUAGCGAUAACAGGGAAUGGUAAUCCACCAAAUAUAAUGAUACCAAACAAUAAUUCUAGUAGCCUAAGUCUAUGUAGUAGUGGUAGCAAUUGCACUCAAAACCAGCAUCAUCAUCCUAAUCAUCGUGGCAUCCACCAUCAGCAGUCACUCCCCCAGCAGAUACCGCAGCAGCCGCCCCAACAUCAGAAUCUAGUUAGGCAGAGCAGCCUCAGCAACAACAGUAGCAACAGUAGCAACGUCAUCAAUACGAAUAGUAAUAGCACGAGUUUCAAUAAUAUCGUUAAGACCAAUAACUUAAAGAACCUCAAAUCCGCUAAAUGUUGUAACAAUGUGAACAGCUCCGAUGAUAAUGUCAAGGGCGUCACCACCCCCUUACUCGCUAGAAUUAAUUCAUAGGACCUAGGCAACAAGUGAAUUUAAAUGUGAAAUUUAGUAUAUGUACAUGCAUAGAUACAUGUAUCUACUGUUCGGAGGAUCAAGACUACGUGCAAAUACAUUAUGACUAUUGUAUCAAAUUUAUAUAAGAUUUUU